Messenger RNA from Laccaria bicolor S238N-H82, 648 nucleotides. RefSeq lists its product as uncharacterized. The transcript has 8 exons. Gene Ontology annotation, molecular function: protein binding; Rho GDP-dissociation inhibitor activity. The record is from RefSeq and is a predicted model, not a curated record. Gene Ontology annotation, biological process: Rho protein signal transduction. Lineage: Eukaryota; Fungi; Basidiomycota; Agaricomycetes; Agaricales; Hydnangiaceae. Gene Ontology annotation, cellular component: membrane; cytoplasm; cytosol. Bases 37 to 648 code for a protein of 203 amino acids.
AGUCAGACGAUCUGUGCGCAACUAAAGCAUCUUAUCAUGUCCAGUAACGAUGAUCAGGAAGAACUGAAGCCUACCUUUACCCCAGGUUACAAACCUGGCGCUGCAAAAUCUGCAGAUGAAUACGCGAAACUGGAUGCCGAAGACGAGAGCUUAGCUCGUUGGAAAGCAUCGCUUGGGAUCGUUCCAGGCGCGGGAGACAACACAAGUGGUCCCAAAGUCACCGUUUUGACUCUUGAGCUUGCAUCGCCUACCUUGCCACCGGGGAAGAAGAUCGUUUUCGAUCUGAAAGACACGGCGAAGCUGGCAGACACCAAGAAGAACCCUGUUAUAAUCAAGGAAGGAGUUGAGUACAAUGUCCGAAUCACCUUCAAAGUAAACCAUUCCAUCAUCUCCGGUGUCCGGUACAUGCAACUCGUCAAGCGAGCAGGAGUGAAAGUCGAUAAGAUGGAGCAAAUGCUGGGUUCUUACGGCCCGUCGCCCAGCGGGGAACCUUACACAAAGAAUUUUGACCCUGAGGAGUCACCAUCUGGUCUGCUGGCUCGUUCUGGAUCCUACAACGUUCGAAGUCGCGUGGUUGACGACGACGGGGAGGUAUACGCAGAUUCAGAUUGGGAGUGGACCUUCAAGCUUGCGAAAGAAUGGGCUUAA